Molecule: messenger RNA, 794 nt
Organism: Teleopsis dalmanni
Lineage: Eukaryota; Metazoa; Arthropoda; Insecta; Diptera; Diopsidae
Product: protein doublesex-like
Exons: 1
Coding region: 69-794 (241 amino acids)
Biological process (GO): regulation of transcription by RNA polymerase II; sex differentiation
Cellular component (GO): nucleus
Molecular function (GO): RNA polymerase II cis-regulatory region sequence-specific DNA binding; DNA-binding transcription factor activity, RNA polymerase II-specific
Source: RefSeq, a predicted model, not a curated record
UUAUAACUUAAAUAAAACUAAGAUUCUUUAACUUGCUUGACUUAAAUACUUGCGGUGUUUAUAUUUGAAUGGUUUCUGAGGAUAAUUGGACCACUGAUACUAUGUCCGAUACGGACAUGCUUGACUCAAAAGCCGAUGCUUGCGGUGGAGCUUCCAGCUCAAAUUCACCUCGCACUCCACCGAAUUGUGCUCGUUGCCGUAAUCACGGUCUAAAAAUAAUACUUAAAGGACACAAACGUUAUUGUAAAUUUCGUUUUUGCACUUGUGAAAAAUGUAGACUAACAGUUGAACGUCAAAUAAACAUGGCACAAAAAACAGCAGAGCGUAGAGCUCAGCAACAAGAUGAGUCCCGACAAUUGCACAUUAAUGAAGUACCUCCUGUAGUACAUCCAUGGCCUACAUCAUCUUUUCAUCAUCAGCAUCAUUUGCAUCAGCAUCUUCACUUAAACCAAAAUCAUCAUGCUGCUGUUGCAGCAGCGGCUACAAUGAGAUCACGUGCUUCAAUAACAGCAUUACGCUCCCCACCACCACCUUUACCAACAGCCCAUGUAGAGCAUCUCUUGCCUUCAAAUGAAAUACGUUGUGGUGGUGGCAGCAAUGGUGGUGGUGGCAGCAAUGGUGGUGGUGGUAGCAGUGGCAUUGCUGCAGUCAAUGGCAGUUCAUCUGAUCAUCAAAUGUCUUCUGCAUCAACCCCACCACAAUCUUUGGAAGGUUCCUGUGAUUCAGUUUCUCCUUCACCAUCGUCAACGAUGCCCUCUAAUGCCAAUGGAUCAAAUUUUCCACGUAAGUUAUAA